Messenger RNA from Cylicocyclus nassatus, 2993 nucleotides. Lineage: Eukaryota; Metazoa; Nematoda; Chromadorea; Rhabditida; Strongylidae. The record is from the annotation of a GenBank genome assembly.
AUGGAUCGUGAAGCUUUUGUCAAAGGGCAGCUGGAAGCAGUGCAUAAAGCACUAACCAAGUACGAGCUACCCUUAAAGCCGAAACAUGCUCGCCGUCUCAUUGUGGGCACACAUCAAGAAAGAUCAUCAGCGGUCUUCUGGAAUGCUGUCAACAGAAUACAAUUGGAGAAAAACCCGGUGAUGACAUGGAAGUUCUGUCAUCUACUACACAAAUUAAUACGAGAUGGGCAUAGACGAGUUCCUGAGGAGUCACAUAGGUUCAUCCCACGUAUCAAACAACUGGGUCAGUUCUGGAAACAUCUCAACACAUCUGGUUAUGGUAUCUGCAAUGAGACAUACAGCAACCUUCUGGUCCAAAGGCUGGAGUUUCAUCGUAAGUAUCCUGUUAUGCCUGGGAGUCUCAAUCUGACGGAAUCUCAAAUAAAAACACUUGAAAGUGAUUUGGAUAAUGCAUUCGAAAUGACGAUAGAUAUGCUGGAUCAGAUGGACAAUUUACUGAGCCUGCAGACGAAAGUAUACGAUGCUAUGGAAUGUCUCCGAUGGAGCUCAUUAGUUCCACAAGGGCAAUGCCUUCUUGCCCCACUGAUUCUAGUCAUUCUUGAUACCAGCAAACUUUACGAUUAUCUAGUCAAAAUGAUUUUCAAGCUACAUGGGCAGUUACCCCCGGAUGCACUUGAGGGGCACCGAACAAGAUUUAGAGAAGUGUUUCGCAGGACGAAGAAGUUUUAUGAAGAAUCAAGUAAUUUGCAGUAUUUCAAAUAUCUAGUCUCUAUUCCAACGCUACCCUCAGCUGCACCUAACUUCCUACAAGCAUCGGAUCUUGACAGCUAUCAAACUCCUCAUGCUUAUCUCCACUCCGAAGGCUCGGAAGAUGGACAGUCAGUCACUGCUGACGAGGUUUUGCUUGAUCUAGGGACGGAAGAGCAAAGGUCACAACAACAACCUCCACCAUCAGAUCCUCGAGACGACCAAAUCCUCAAUCUUACGCGUGAUCUAGAAGACGAGCGAUUUGCAAAGGAGAGACUGAUUGCAGAGGCGCGAUCCCGUAUUGAACAAUAUGAAAAUAGAUUAGCUCAAAUGCAAAGUGAGUUCGAGCACGCAAGAAGGGAAGCUGACGAAGCCCGUGAAGAGUGCGACACUGUGAAAAGAGAAUUGGCUGCUAGAGACGAACAACGAGUGCAGAGUGAUGAUGCUAGAGUACAAGAGGCACAUGAACAAGCACGAGUGGCAGAAGAACGAUUUGGGAAAAUGAAGGCUGCGUAUGAGAAAUUCCGCCAAGAGCAUGUUGCAGCCUUAACAAAGCUGGGAGAGUUGCAAAAAGAGUUCGCUGCAAGCGAAAAGGCUAGAAUGGAUAAAGAAGAAGAGUACACAGCUCUUAAUCGACGUUUGGAAGAAUCCGAAAAGAACAAUCAAGCAUUAUCGAGUAAGGUUGAAGGUGAUGCUGUAGCAGUAGAUGAGCUACGAUCCCAACUAGCGAAGGCCGAUAUUGAUAUGGAGGAUCUGCGACGGAAUAUGGAGAAUCUCAAAGCUGCUCACAAAUCCGAACUGGUUACUGCAUCUGAUCGCUUUGUAGAUGAAAAAGCUGAGCUUGAGAAGAAGAUGAACGGUAUGAUCCGUGCGGCAGUGUUAGCUAUGCUUUCCCGUUGCGAAGAAGAACUUCCAAAUGCUAGCACAAUUACCUAUCCACCUCAUCUUGCGAUCUCCGCACUUACGGCCCUUGUUAAUAUGAUAGGCGAAAAGAAGCCAACUUGCAUGGGUGACACCAUUGUCUUGACGCACGAUACAGUUGUAGUGGUGACCGCUUGCGCAGCAGCAGCUUACACCGCUUCAAUCCAACACUUCGAUGGUGUGAAUGAGCAGUGUCAUACUGUUGUGCGAGCAUUACAAGAACGCCUAUCUUCUUCUAAUCUCGAUCUGCAAAACUUCGAAGCUGAGUGCAAGAAGCUUCUUGACAUGAUGACUGCACUGCCUCUACAAAGUGAUAUCGAUAAAGAAGUUCUUGGCAACGAACUGGAAAGUGAAAUGGCACGUAUGAGCGCUGCUAUACAAGCAGCCGUAGAUGAAAUUCAGAAGAUUCAAGAGAAGUCGCGCAACAACACGGAAGGCAUAAGACUGGAAGUUAAUGAAGCUAUUCUUGGGUGCUGUCAGCAGCUCAUGGCCGCUAUCAUGGCGCUGGUGAUUUCAUCGCGAGAGCUCCAAGCAGAAAUUGUUGCUGCUGGUAAAGGUGGUGCUUCACCUCAUGAGUUUUAUAAGCGAAACCAUCAGUGGACAGAGGGUCUUCUUUCUGCUGCUAAAGCUGUGGGAGUUGCUGCUCGUGUUCUUGUACAAUCAGCCGAUGGUGUGGUGACCGGAAAAGGUAAGUUUGAACAACUCAUCGUUGCUGCACAAGAGAUUGCUGCGUCAACUGCUCAGCUGUUUGUUUCGAGUCGCGUAAAAGCUGACAAGGAUUCUCAGAAAUUAGCAACAUUGUCGACCACGUCUAAGAGCGUCAAUCAGUGUACUGCUCAAGUUGUAGCCGCAGUCAAAAAUGGACAGACUACUCUCAAUGACCAAGAUAGCUUGGAUUUCUCACAUCUCACUUUGCAUGACGCCAAGAAGGAGGAAAUGGAGUCCCAGGUUCGCAUGUUGGAGUUAGAGCAGCAGCUCGUUAUGGAACGCAAAAAGCUGGCUGAGCUACGUAGGCAACAUUAUCAUAUGGCACAACUCGCCGUGGAGCAGAAUGGAGGUGGCGAACGCGAUACAUCGUUUGAAUUUCUAGGAUAAGUUAUACUCAUACUAUAGUACCCUUUUUAAUUAUGUCCAUCAAACUUUACGAGUGCCUCAGUGUUUUGCUUUGCACUUAUGACGUGAUUGUGCUGCUCCUGUGGCUCAUUGAGCAACCGACCAUUGUUGGUCUACCUUUUUCUUGUCUCCUUUUUGUGAUAACCUCUUAUCUGUGUUGGAACUGUGCUAUCUCGCCAUGCCCCGUGUUCAUCAGUGCAGCUUUAUGAACU